AUGGAUGUUGGCGAGGGCGGGGGCCCAAAACCCCCGGCCCCAAAAAAACAUAAACUUAAAGACUUGGACGAUGGCGGCGGGGGUAAGGAAAGUGAUUUUUUACCCUAUCUAAAACCCGGAUACAAAAGACUUUAUCCAGAAAAUUCUUCAAAUUUGGAGUUCAAAGUUUACGUGCAGGGUGAAAAAAUUGGCAAUAAAAGUCCAACCUUUUUAAAUCAUAUAUUUGUAAAUGAGGUAAAAGGUGUAGUAGCGAUUCGUAGAAUCAAUGCUAACAAGAUUGCGGUGGUGUUCAAGCAGUAUAAUACUGCUAAUAAUUUUAUAAGUAACUCUUCAUUUCUGGAGAAGUACAACUUUAAGGCGUUCAUACCAGCGGCAGACAUAGAAAAAACAGGAAUUAUCCGAUACGUACCCACAAACUUAUCUAACAAGGAGCUUUACUCAAAGCUAGAGUCGGAGUAUGAAAUAAUUGCAGUCCGACGAUUCACCAAAAAGGUUGGACAAGAACGGGUACCACUUCAUACAGUGAGCAUUACCUUUCUGUCCAGUUCUUUACCACAAAAUGUACAAUAUGACUUAUUCUCUUACCGCAUUUUUGACUAUAUCCCUCCUCUACAACAAUGUUACCGUUGCUUCAAAUUUAACCACUCAGCCAAAAUAUGUAAUGGCAAACAAAAAUGUAGCAUUUGUGCUGGGGACCACUCAUAUAGAGAGUGUGAUAACCCCUCAGCAAUCUGCUGUGCUAAUUGCGGUGGACCACAUUUAGCAAUUUCAAAGGCAUGCGAAAUCAAGUUAAAAAAGAUAAUGGAAAAAAAGGAACGUAUUACUUACGCUAGUAAGGCUGAAACUAAACUUAAUGUGACUCAGGGAGAUUUCCCACCAUUGCGCAAACCAAGACCUCAGGUCAAUGUAAAUAAAAAUUCUGUUGUAAAUAAAAAUGUAAAUUCUGCACCUAUAAAUAAUGUACCUGUAAAUACUGAACCUAAAAUAAUUUCUGUUGCUGAUGUCAAGGCUCAACUCCUGGCAAAUAAUGACUUACUUAAGGCCAUUGUUCGCACACUCAUUGUAAUCGCCAAUAAGGGCAAGGAUGAUCCUCCAAUCAAUACAACAACUAUUAAAGAUAUUCUACUGGAGAAUCUUACAUAA
This is a messenger RNA of Spodoptera exigua (beet armyworm), 1143 nucleotides long. The record is from the annotation of a GenBank genome assembly. NCBI's taxonomy places the organism in Eukaryota, Metazoa, Arthropoda, Insecta, Lepidoptera, Noctuidae.